Messenger RNA from Naumovozyma dairenensis CBS 421, 882 nucleotides. RefSeq names its product CAAX prenyl protease (gene RCE1). Gene Ontology annotation, biological process: CAAX-box protein processing. Gene Ontology annotation, molecular function: metalloendopeptidase activity. Bases 1 to 882 code for a protein of 293 amino acids. Gene Ontology annotation, cellular component: endoplasmic reticulum membrane. NCBI's taxonomy places the organism in Eukaryota, Fungi, Ascomycota, Saccharomycetes, Saccharomycetales, Saccharomycetaceae. The transcript has a single exon. The record is from RefSeq and is a predicted model, not a curated record.
AUGCUACCCCUACCGGCAUUGACAAUAUUAUUAUAUAUUUCCAUUUCAUAUGUUUCAGUUCUUUAUAUAUCAUCUAAGAAUGCCUCUUCAAAUUAUCCCACAUUAGAUCGAGACGAUCCUCGAGUCAUUACAAGAAGAAUGAACGGAUUACUAAAAUUAACAUGCUUCAAUAUAUUAUUCAUCCCAUACAUACAAACGUUUCUCUAUAAAGAUGAUACCCUGUCAUUUAUGCAAGCGUUCAUUCAAUUGGGUUUGAUACCGGGGUUUUUCAGAGAUCAACAUUUUGAUUUACCAACGUAUUAUCUUGAUAUCAACAUGGGGAUAUGGAUCAUUUUAAUUCUUUAUGUGGGUCCUAUAAUUGACUUAUUAUUAUAUUAUAUCAUAAGAGGAGAAAAGAAAUUAAUUUUCAGUGAUUUUAAAAAUGAAUUCAAUAAUAUUUACAGUUUAAGGAAUUAUAUUUUUGCUCCUAUCACUGAGGAAAUCUUUUAUACUUCCAUGCUAUUAAAUUGUUAUUUGAAUUUAUGCCCCAUAGAGAUGUUGUCUAUGAGGAAAUUAUUAUGGGAGCCGUCAUUAUUUUUCGGAAUCGCACAUGUACACCAUAUGUAUGAAGCUUUUAAGAUAGGAGAUCAAAAUAUUAUCACUAUUCUCAUCAAUACUAUGAUUCAGUUCAGUUAUACCACAUUAUUUGGAGCAUUCACCAAUUUUGUUUUCUUAAGAACGGGUGGUAAUCUUUGGGCAUGCAUUUUUGUACAUGGAUUGUGUAAUAUAAUGGGGUUCCCUGGUGGCUCAAGAGUAACUUUACAACUUACCAUCAAUAGUGAUAGCGAUAGUGAUAACGAUAGCCAUGACGAGGAUAAAGAAGGUGAUGAUAAUGCUUACUAA